Molecule: messenger RNA, 8042 nt
Organism: Musca domestica (house fly)
Lineage: Eukaryota; Metazoa; Arthropoda; Insecta; Diptera; Muscidae
Gene: sif
Product: protein still life, isoforms C/SIF type 2
Exons: 32
Coding region: 24-6338 (2104 amino acids)
Biological process (GO): positive regulation of axonogenesis; small GTPase-mediated signal transduction; activation of GTPase activity
Cellular component (GO): membrane; synapse
Molecular function (GO): protein binding; guanyl-nucleotide exchange factor activity
Source: RefSeq, a predicted model, not a curated record
CUAGUGGCUGUGCCAGCUGUGCCAUGGGCAACAAGUUGAGCUGCUCAUGUGCGCCCCUGAUGCGCAAAGGAGGCUAUCGUUAUGAAGAUUCACCAUGGCAAAGUUCGCGACGACGAGAUGGUCAUCUAUUGAGUUCAUUCCGUUUAUGGGCAGAGGUAUUCCACGUCUCGGCCAGUGGAGCUGGAACGGUCAAAUGGCAGCAAGUAUCUGAAGAUUUGGUUCCUGUUAAUAUAUCAUGCAUCCAAGACACGCCCGAAUGUGUCUUUCACAUUACGGCCUACAACAGUCAGGUGGACAAGAUAUUGGAUGUGAGACUCGUGCAACCAGGUACUCGUAUUGGUCAGGCAUCAGAAUGUUUUGUUUAUUGGAAAGAUCCCAUGACCAAUGAUACGUGGGGUCUGAAUUUCACCUCACCCAUUGAUGCUAAGCAAUUUCGCGAAUGCUGUUGCGACGUUUUACAGUCGCCUUCUUUCAAAUUUUCACGAAAGGCCUCCUCGAGUUAUUCGCUGAAAUUGGAUCCGCCGGGCAAGAGCAAAGUCAAAGCCAAACGAAAGCCGUUGAGUACCCCGGCCUCGCCAUCCCGGGUGAGGAGUGAGCCGCAAUGCACAUGCAUGACAGCCGAACAGUAUGCACGCUUGCGAAAUGAUCCGAGGGUUAGGGGUUCAUCCACAUUGCCACGUAAUGUCGGCUCCAAGGUGGCCUCCGAAGCCGAUGGCCAAACACAUCAAAGGGUGACAAAUGCCACAAGUAGCACUUCUCUUUAUGACAAUGUGGCCAGCGGUGGUGGCACUGGCGGUCAGACACUUAGCUCGGGCGGUGGUAAGCUGCUUAGAUUGACAAUCAUGAGAUUUUCUUAUACAAAAUUAAAUUUAAAUUUUUUAGAUACCCUUGGGCGCCAAAUCAAGCCCCAGGACACUGCGGCCACAGCAAAUGGCAGCGUUUGUGCUGGUACAGCCGCACCUGGCGGUGCCGGUGCUAGUACCGGUGAUAUUUGUACUCAAAAUCAUGUCGGCUCUCAGGCCGGCCCCGAAGACGCCUUGGCCGGCCAAAGUGAUGUCGACAUGCCAAAGAGCGAAGGUACCCAGGCCGGUGGGCCAAUGCAUCAGUCGGUGGGCACAUCAACCAAAUCAACUGGUACCAGGACCAAAGAAUACAAUGAAGAUAUGGCACGCGAUCCACAUGGGCACGAUAUGCAUCAGCACCAGCACCCGCACCAACAUCAGCACCAACACCAGCACAACAUAAUCAACAACAACACCAGACGCAAAACCAAAAGCACCGAGGACAUGAACGUGGACACGAGCACCCUGAAGCGUAUGCUCAAGCCCAUGACCAGCACCGAGAGCCCGGUGACCUCGCCGGAGAUGGGUAGACGUCGUUACAACUAUUACAAUGCCAAUGCAACGAACACCUUUGGGCCGCAACACAUGCAUCAACAUGCUGCCGCCAUGGCUGCGGCGGGCAUGGGUGGGCCACCAGGUGGGGCUGGUGGUGGUGGUGGCCCCGGCAUGGGUGGCAUGCAUCACAUUAUGAACAACAACAAUACACUGGGAUUGGGUGGCGGUCGCAAUGCGAAUCAAUCGUCACGAUUUUCGGGAUCAAGAUCUUCCCAUGAAAUCGGCCGUGGCUAUACACCACGCAAUCUCUACUUGGAAUUGGAACGUGAACGUAGCUGCAUUGAGGGUUCACCACCCUCCGACAACGUUAUGUUCGAUAAUCAAUGUUACGCCACAACGCCCAGUUCGAGCAAUGGGAAUUCGGAUCAGGAUCAGUCAUCGUAUGGCCAACGUGGACCGGUGGGUGCAGGUGGCCAGAGGCAUCCUCACCGUCAUCAGGGUCCCAAUGUGACCCCCACUCCGGGUAGCCCCACAUCACGUCUGCUGUUGGAAUACGAAAUGCAUUUGCGCAACACCCUGGCCAAGGGUAUGGAUGCUGAGUCGUAUAGCUUGCACACCUUUGAAGCAUUGCUGUCGCAGAGCAUGGAGAAUUUGGAAUUUGCCGAGAGUCUGCCUGGAUCCAUGCAACGUAGUCCAUUUCCCAUGCGUAGGCCUACAAGUGCUAAAUCUUCUACUCUACCUUUGCCUCCACAUCGUCCUAUGUCCACAGUGCGUGAAAAGGAGCGGGACCGUGAACGUGAUGGCUACUACAGUGAUCGCAAUGAAUUGGUGCGUGAACGAGAGCGUGAAAGAGAACGCGAGAGGGGUUAUCUCUCGGAUCACAAUACAAGCUUCUCCAACUCCCGUUGCGCCUCGUGCAUUGGUGAAUCGGCUCGUGCCCAAUGGUUCCGCCACUCGGACGGUUGGCGUUCUGGCAGCUCAACCAUAGGCUCCGGUUCUGGCCAAGGUCUGAUGUCGCAACAAACCAACAGUUCGGGCACUAAACGUUCUCCAUGGGACUCGUUGCCCUCCUUGCGCCAGGAUAGCAGCUUGAAUGAUUCGGGUUACAAGAGCGCCCGUGCUGAUUCCUUGGAACAACGAGCCGAGUUCAUACGUCAAGAUAGCUUGAGAUCUGACUAUUUGAGUGAUCGUGACUCACGCUAUGGCAUUGUACAACAGGCUUCCAUUGAAAGCACCGAUUCGAGAAUGUGUUAUCUGACAUCGUCUGAGAUUUCCGACGAUGACCGCAUGAGUUUAACUACAGCCGUAUCGGAUGAAGAUGAUGGCGAAAGUGUCAUGGCGUCACCAUACAAAGCAAAAGCAACUGGAACGGCGGCAUCCUCAUUUAAUUGUACAGGAGCUGUACGCAAAGCUGGUUUCCUGUCGGUAAAGAAAUGGUUAUUGCGAAAGAAACAUCAAAUCGAAUUAGCCCGUAAACGUGGUUGGAAGGGUUAUUGGGUGUGUCUUAAGGGCACCACUCUGCUCUUCUAUCCGUGCGAUUCGCGUGAGGGCCGCAGCGUGGAGGCCGCCCCCAAACAUUUGAUUAUCGUCGAUGGUGCUAUAAUGCAGCCGAUACCCGAACAUCCCAAACGUGAUUAUAUCUUCUGUUUAAGUACGGCAUUUGGCGAUGCGUAUCUGUUUCAGGCUCCAUGUCAGGUUGAAUUGGAAAACUGGGUGAACAGCAUACACAGCGCUUGUGCAGCCGCCUUUGCCCGACAUCGCGGCAAAACGGGAACCCUACACUUGCUGCAGGAGGAAAUUUUCCGCAUCGAAAAGGCAAUCGAAUCGGAUCACAAGCUGAAACACAUGGCCGAAUUGCAACAAUCUGUGGUCACCGAUCAGGAUACCCGUCUCCAAAUCCAAGGUCAAAUCCUGCAAUGGGAAGAGAAUUUAGAACGUUUACACUGUGAACAGUUCCGUUUGCGCUGCUACAUGGCCUCGCUGCAGAGUGGCGAAUUGCCAAAUCCCAAGUCCUUGCUCACCCAUGUCUCACGCCCCACCAAAAAUACUCUCAACAAAUUGGGCGUUUUUACGGUUUCCUCUUUCCAUGCCUUUAUCUGUGCUCGCUCACCAUCGUUGCUCAACAAUUUGCUGGCGGGCCGUGGUGCCACAAAACGACGGCCACCAAUGCUGUCGAGGUCGAAUAGCGGUUCGAGUCGUCGUUCAAUGCAGCUCAAUUCGCGCGAUGAACCAGAAAAAACCUUCAAAGUUGCCAUGCCGGACAAUGCUUAUUCAACGGUUUAUCUGCGCGAUGCCAUGUCGGUGGAAGAGUUUCUGGCCAGUGCCUGCGCCCGACGUAAUCUCAAUCCCAUGGAACACUUUGUGCGUGUUAAAAAGCGACGUGACAUGGAGGAUCACAAUUACUUUGUGCCACAUCGCAACGAUUUGAUAGAGAAUUAUUUACAUAAUCACGAAUUUGUCGAGGUGUGCAUGAAGAUCCUCUACCAAGUGGAACUGCAUCGCACAACGCUGGAACAAAUGUGGGGCUUCUCCGUCGAGGCAGAACUUAUUGAAAACGCCGAACGCCAGGACGAGCUGUGCUGCUACGUCAGUCGCGUCGAGGAUAAAAGUGUUGCCAUGCAAAAUGGUAUUAUUAAAGGUGAUGAAAUUAUGGUUAUAAAUGGUGCUAUUGUAUCCGAUUUGGAUAUGAUGUAUUUGGAGAGUGUGCUGCAGGAGGAGCAAUCGCUAAGCAUGAUGAUGAGAUCCUCACGCACGGAACCCCCAGAUCUAGGCAGUAUUAUGCGUGUUACCGAUGAUAUGAUUGAAUCGCUGGUGUGUCCACCACCACCCACAGAUCCGCCGGUGAUGAGUGAAGAAAUGAUAACGGGUCUAAUUGUACCGGCACCGGGUUGGAACGGUACUGGCAAAGACUUGUAUUCUCCGGAGGCUGAAAGUUCGCCAGCACCCUCAUUUGUGGAUCCACCGGUAACUGGUUUGGUACCGGGUGCCGGCACCAAGCCCACAUCACGCACAAGUAGUUUUGAAAUAGAGAAUUUAUUGAAAACUGCGGAACAGGUUACCGGAUUUUGUCGUUCACCUCAGGAAACCCGCAAAGCGAGUCCCACAGGAUCUGUGACAUCAUCGGUUUCAAAUGCAGCUCUCACACCGUCACGCCAAUUAACGGAUGCCGAGAAAUUACGCAAAGUCAUAUUGGAAUUGGUCGAUACGGAAAAAACCUAUGUUAAGCAUUUAAAUAAUCUACUCGAAAACUACUUGGAACCCUUGAAACGUGAAACUUUCCUAUCGAAUGCUGAAAUCAAUGCUCUCUUCGGAAAUAUCCAUGAAAUUGUCACAUUCCAGCGGCAAUUUUUGCAAAAUCUGGUUGAGGCCCUGGAGCUUGAGCCAGAUUUUCAUAAAUUUGAUCAUCCUAGUCAAUAUCGAAACGUUUUAUUUGCCAUCGGUUCCGCAUUCCUCUACUAUGUAAAUCACUUCAAGCUCUAUUCAUCGUUUUGUGCCAGCCACAGUAAGGCCCAGAAAGUUUUGCAUCCAAAUGAAGGAAAUCAUGCUUUGCAAGAGUUCCUAAAUGCUCGCAAUCCGAAACAGCAACACAGCUGUACGCUGGAGUCGUAUCUCAUCAAGCCGAUACAGCGUAUCCUAAAAUAUCCCCUGCUAUUGCAACAGCUGCGAAAUCUAACCGAUUCCCGGGCCGAUGAACAUCUGCAUUUGUGCGAGGCCCUUAAGGGCAUGGAAAAGGUAGCCGAACACAUUAACGAAAUGCAAAGAAUCCACGAAGAAUAUGGAGCCAUAUUUGAUCAUUUAUUCCGCCAGCAUCAGAAGGCCUGCAAACAGCCAAUUGACUUGAGUCCAGGUGAUCUUUUGUAUUACGGCGGCGUGGAGUGGUUAAAUAUCUCCGAUUUUCUGGGCAAAAUCAAAAAAGGUUUGGAGCUACAUGCCAUGUGCUUCGUAUUUAAAUCAGCGGUUGUGUUCCUUUGUAAAGAGCGUCUAAGACAAAAAAAGAAAUUGAUGGGUGUCUCGAGUAAAAGCACCCCCAACGAGGUGGAAAUCAUACGCUAUCAAGUGCUAAUACCCGUCACUGAAGUCCAGGUGCGUGCCUCAUCGGCCAAGGAUAUGGAUUCACAUUUCCUCUGGGAAUUGAUACAUCUACGCUCCCAGCUACAGCGUCGAUCCGAAAAGGUCUAUGUGCUAUCGAAUAGCACCGCCGAUUUCCGCAAUGCAUUCCUAAAGACCAUACGCCAGAUAAUACGGGAGAGUGUGCGCAACAUGUCGAUUCCUAUGAAGAAUUUUGGUGGUAGUUCGGGUUCCGUAUCGGGUAUGUCGUCACAGGGUGGAUGCUCGGGAAGUUCACAGACAUUGGAGAGGCCUAAGCAGCAGAUAACAAUAAUGCAGGGUUCCCAAACGCUGGGCAAGCCCAAGAAAAAAUCCGGUUCCCAAAGACAUUCGGCUGGCAACAUAGAUUAUGAUAACAUCUCAGGUAGUCAAGAGGCAGAGGAUGUACCAUUCCAAGAGCAUCAUCAAAUGCAUCAUACCCUACACACCUCCACUUUCCGUAGUCGUAGUAAAACCGUGGGCGAUGCUUCAGAUAUUCUAGGCUCUGGCAUGGACACACCCCAACAACAGCAGCAGCAACAAAUCCAUCUCCACUAUCAGCAGCAGGUGCAGCAGCAACAACAACAACAUCAGCAACAGUUACAAUCCCAAAGUGACGUAGAACGCAUGGAUCCCGGCACCAAAUCGGAAGGUGAAGAGGAAUUCCAACAGGGUACGAUUAAGACGAAAGCCUCCUUGGGAAGGACACCAAAUCAUUUGACAUUAAGUACGACAUCGACGCUAUCCGUUGGCAGUACCGGCAGCCAGGCACGUUUAAUUCAAUCAUCACAUCCUCCAUCAACGUAUCAACCAGUUCUUAUGAAAGACUUAGGGUCCCCGGUGUGGAAACCACGAGACAUGAUAAACUUAGGCGAUGCCCCCUCAACGUCACGCAAAGACGGUUCCAAAAAUUAAUUUUCAUAGAGAAACCAAAAGCAAAACAAAAAGAAAAACAAAAUUAUGGAAAUUAGAAGUUAAUGUAACAAGAACAACAACAAUAAAUUAAACAAACGAACAGUAAAAAACAGAAAAAAAGAAAACCAAAAAAUUAAUAAAAUAAAAUCACAGAAAAAUGAUGUAUACCACAACAACAACAAGAAAAAAAACGAAAGAGAAAAAAUAACCAAAAGAUAGAAAAGAAAAAAGCAAGGCACUUGAAACCGAAACCAAGAGCAGAGCAAAGCAAAUCAACUUGAAAUUCCUAUUAGAAAAAUUGUCCCCUCCACUCCCCCCAGAAACCCCCAGAAUACAGGCAAGCCAAGACAAAAUGAAACUUAGUUGAAAUUCAACUAUAUAGGGGGAGAACCUCCCCCUAUGAUCCGCAUUCAUCGAGGAAUUAUGUAUAAACUAAGGCAAUAUUGAGACAGUUAUAUAUGUAAACCUACCCCCCAACCCCUAAGCCCUUAACAAUUUCCAACAACAUCAGAAAAUGAAUUUUUCCAAUAGAAAAUGGAAAAAACUUAGCCACAAAUUGAGGAAAGCAGCAGCAGAAGAGACAGUAAUAAAUUAAAACAAAAAAAAAUAAAUAAACCAAAAAAUAAGAAAAACAAGAAGAAUCUUACAUUUUAAUUACAUAUAGCAUAGCAUUAAGUAACGAAAUGUCAAAAAACAAAACCAAAACAACAACAAAAUAGCAAAUGUUAUUUUUCAAAUAAUAAAAGAAAAAAAUUAAACAAAAUUGAUAACUAAAUAAAUUAAUUGAAUCACAACAACACAAAACCAACCACAAACAAAAUAAGAAAAUUCAAAAUAAAAACAAAACCCGAAAAAAUAGCAAUGUAUUGUCAAACCAAAACAAACCAAUAAUAAUAAUAACAACAACAAUUUGAUCGUAAUGCAUUUGUUUCUGAAAAGACUUGAACAUUAAUUUUAUAUAAAAACCAAAAAAAAAAAUGAAAAACCAACAACAAACAAAAGAUUGAAACAACAAAAACAUGUGAAAUCAAUUCGAUAUGAAAGUAUUAAAACCCAGAACAUUAAAUAUAAACAUAGCAUUAAAACGGAAAACAGACACACACAUAUUUACACACAAACAUGUGGAAUAUGCAAUUUUUGGGAUUAAGAAGAGUUAAAGAGAAAGAGCAACUAAAGAGAGUGCUCUUGACUCACAACUUUUAUUACAACAAUAUCUUUCAAAUACAUCCCUUACAACUGCAUAUUCCACAUCAUCUUUCUCUCUCUUUCGCAGUGUAUGUGUGUGUUAAACUCUCUGCCCCUUUCUCCCUGAGAAUUAUAAACGUUAAACCAACCAUCAUUCUCUCACCACACAAAAACGAAGAAAACAUGCAUACCUUUUCCUCUUACUUUUUGUUAUCACUCUCACUCACCCAAAAAACCAAGAGAAUUGAGAAACCCCCAUGUUAAUGUUAAAAGAGACUGCACGAGAGAAUGACAACAUUUGCCUAUUGCUCCAGUUUAACAUUGACCCAUUAAUUAAUGAAUGUAACGCCGAAAAGAAAUCAACAAAUUGUGCUCAUUUCACGAACAAAAAAGAAAAAUUGUUUUCAUUUUUUUUUUUUGAAAAUUGAAUUAGUUAUUAAAUAAAGAAAUUUAUGUAUCUCAUAAAAGAAAAUUGGCUGUUUUUUUUAUUAAUUAUUUUGGAAAGAAAACGAAAUUUAU